AUGCGGAUAAAUGAGUUCACCGCCGUCUCCACCAAGCGGGUGACACUCGUACCAUAUUCGGCACACCAUGUGCCAAAGUAUCAUGAAUGGAUGAAAGACCCAGAUAUCCAGGCAGCCACAGCCUCAGAACCAUUGACCCUCGACGAAGAAUAUGGCAUGCAGCGCAGCUGGCGCGAGGACGGCGACAAGUUGACCUUUAUCAUCUGUCGGCCAGUCCCUGAAAACAACAGUUCCGUGGGGACUACCCGUGACGGACAACAGCUUGACCUCACAUCCAUGAUCGGUGAUGUCAACCUCUUCAUCUCACUCGUCGAGGAUGACGCGGAUGAUGAUCAGCAUCAGUUGUUACUCGUCGGUGAACUUGAACUCAUGAUCGCAGAGAAGACAGAGCAAGGAAAGGGGCUUGGUAGAGCCGCAUUGCUCGCAUUUCUGAGGUAUAUCAUGCUUCAUGAGCGGUUGAUCCUGACAGAGUUUCAAGCUGGCCAGCAGGCCAUCAAGGAUCACAGCGAGUCAACCUCGACAUUGCAGAAUCACGGUGCAACUAGUCCUACUCGCUUCGAUCAUUUCGCCGUCAAGAUCGGCCAGACCAACCAUCGCAGCAUGGCAUUGUUUGAAAGUUUGGGGUUCCGCAAAACUAGUGACACGCCGUCGUACUUUGGCGAGUACGAGUUGCGCCUGGGACGCGCCGAGGCGCAGCGGAAUGUUGUUUCAGACCCAGAUUCGAGAACCAGUGCGCUUCUAGAUGGAUAUGCGGAAGUCAAGUACUUGUGUCCAUAA
Exophiala dermatitidis NIH/UT8656 is the source of this 777-nucleotide messenger RNA. Its product is annotated as DNA polymerase delta subunit 2. Gene Ontology annotation, molecular function: N-acetyltransferase activity. The record is from RefSeq and is a predicted model, not a curated record. Gene Ontology annotation, biological process: protein acetylation. The transcript is spliced from 3 exons. NCBI's taxonomy places the organism in Eukaryota, Fungi, Ascomycota, Eurotiomycetes, Chaetothyriales, Herpotrichiellaceae. The coding region runs from base 1 to 777 and encodes 258 amino acids.